CUUACAAGUGGUUACUUGAAUCAUUUCUGAAGGCACACAAGAAGCAACCAAAGUUAGUUCUGACGGACCAGGACCCUUCAAUGAAAGCUGCCAUUUCAGAGGUUUUCACAAACGCUCGGCACCGCCUUUGCAUGUGGCAUAUUAUGAAAAAACUUCCAACCAAGAUUCAUGGAGACCUAUUACAAAACUCUGAGUUAAUGGCAUUGAUGCAUCGUUUGGUGUGGAGUAUUCACAUGAAACCAUCUACAUUUGAGACGCGUUGGCAACUUUUGAUGGAGGAAUAUGGGUUACAAGAUCACGACUGGUUGAAUGAUAUGUACUCAAUUAGGGACCAAUGGGUACCUGCCUACUUCCGUGAUAUCCCAAUGUGUUGUCUGAUGAAGACCACAUCAAGAUGUGAAAGCUCUAACUCAAGCUUCAAGGUCAACUCUACUAGUGCUAACACACUAGUUCAGUUCAUGCUAUGUUAUGAAACUAGGAUAGACAAUCAGCGUUACAGGCAACGUGUUGCAGAGUUUAAAACCUCAUCUAGUGUAUUCAUGGACAGUACUGAUUUAGCUAUCGAGAAGCACGCUUUUGAGCUGUACACACAUGCAAUUUUCACAGAGGUUAAACUUGAGUUGAGAAAUCAGUCGGUCUCUUGUUCAUGCAACAACUUCAUCCAUAUUGGAUAUCUGUGUAGGCACAUCUUUUGUGUUUACCGGGUAAACAAUCGAAAAAAUCCCUGCCCAGUUUGUUGUUAAGCGUUGGACUAGGGAUGUGCUUCCCAAAAGUAUAUUUUCUAUUGAGCGUCGAUACGACGUUGACACCCGUCCACAAGCUGCUGCGAGAAGUCAGAUUCUUGAGAUUGUAACCGAAUGUGUAGACGCAUUAAGAAGUGAUGUUGGAGGACUUUCUACUUUUGCUGAGUAGAUAAAGGAACUGAAAUCCAAGUUACUAAAUGGAGGACCAGUUGAUGACGAAGCCAAGAAUGAUAACUAUGCUGCUGUUGAAGAAUUGCUUGGUGUUUCUUUAGAUGGGGACGUAACUCUCAACAAUCCAGACGGGAUCAGGAACAAAGGAUGCGGCAAACGUCGACGAUUGUCUAGAGCAUCGCAGGAUGGAACGAGCAACUCUGCUGUCAAACCUCCCAAAACACCAAGGCUUUGCCGAACAUGUAUGAAGUACGUGAUUGGGCAUGAUUCAAGAAAUUGCAAGAAAAAGAAGAAGAAUAAAUCGGGUAACGAGGAUGAGGACUCAAGCUCUGCGAGUGAGGAGUCCACUUGAUUUGGUAUUUAUUUUGAUGUGUGUGUUGUGCGUGUUUUGAAAACUUGUAUGACGCCAGCUUUUUGGUCUCCAUUUUAGUGGAGCGGAACUAAACUUUGAUGAUCCCUUUUGUAUUUUUUGGGUUGCCUUUUUGUAGAUGCACAUGUUUGCAUGUGUAGAUUAUCUGAAAAUGGAUGCACAUGCAUAUGUUUGCAUGUUAGGAUGUAUGUGGGUUUGGUAUGUAGGACGGUUUUCAGUUUAAUGACUAU
Messenger RNA from Helianthus annuus (common sunflower), 1514 nucleotides. RefSeq names its product protein FAR1-RELATED SEQUENCE 5-like. Bases 81 to 743 code for a protein of 220 amino acids. The record is from RefSeq and is a predicted model, not a curated record. Gene Ontology annotation, molecular function: zinc ion binding. Gene Ontology annotation, biological process: regulation of DNA-templated transcription. NCBI's taxonomy places the organism in Eukaryota, Viridiplantae, Streptophyta, Magnoliopsida, Asterales, Asteraceae. The transcript has 3 exons.